CUUAAGUCUUUUAGUUAAGCGGUUCUUAUUAUACGACCCAAAGAACAACAAUGAAAGCUACAAUUCUAACGAUAUUCACUAUCGCGAUUGUGAUGUUAAGUGAAUCAAAUGCGAGUGAGAAAAAAGGAACAAAAGCGAAAAAACGAAAUGUAAUUGUAACCAACAAUCCUUUGUGUACAAGUAUAGCAAAACAAUUAGUCUCAAAAGGUGGAAAUGCACGGGAAGUAUUUAUAGCUGUUUCAUUAUGUGAAGGAAUGGUUCAUCCUAUGGAUUCUGGUUUAGGGGGUGGAUUCCAAGCUGUGUAUUACAGUAAAAGUAAAGGAAAGAAAACAGCAUUAUAUAUAAACUCUAGAGAACAAUCUCCAAGUAAUGCAUCAUUUGCGGAUUACGAGUUAAUCGGAGGAAAUUCAGUUGGAAUUCCAAGUAUGCUGAAAGGCUACGAAACAUUGUACAAUUUGGAUAAGGAAAAUAAUAAAUUAAAAUGGAGUGAAAUAAUUGCACCAGUUAUAAAAUUAUGCGAUACAGGUUUCGACAUGUCUAAAACAACUCAUGAAGCAUUUAAAAGUAUUCAAAACGUUUCACAUGUUUGGGAUAAAAUCAUUAAUGUUAAUAUGGCAACGAAAACAUGUAAAAAUCGAUUAUUUUGUAAGUUGUUACGACAAAUUAGUGAAGAUGGACCAUCAUCGUCGAUGUAUAAAAAGGGUGGGAAGUUACAUAAACUGGUGAUGGAAGAUUUAAGUGAAACUACUUCAUUUAUCACAUCGAAAGAUAUACGAAAUUAUAAAGUGAAAGUAAAAAAACCUGCAACUGGUAAAUUUGGCAAGUAUACAGUUUAUACAACCAGAGUUCCAGGAAGUGGUUACUCAGUAUUAUUAGCAUUAAAAAUGAUGGAACGAGUAAAGGCUUUAAUGAAAAAAGAUGCAACGCAAACUGAAAAAAUUGUAUAUUUAUUAAAAAUCCUCAAAUAUACGUAUGCGUUCCAACCACAUAUCCGGGAAUUAAGAAAUGCAACAAUCCAUAAAAUUAUUAACAAAGCAGGAAAAAUAUUAGGAACCGGAAUUGUUAAAAAUGGUAUCGAUAUAAGUUCAACAAUCCCCCGGAAAUUUGGUGAUGUGAAGUUAGCACGAAUGAUAUCACCAUUAGAUUUUGGUACAACAAAUGUAGUCAUUAAAAUUGGCCAUACUGCGAUAUCUGCCACAAGUACAAUUAAUCAUACAUUUGGAUCGGGUAUUUUAUCAAAAACGAUGGGAUUCUUUUAUAAUAAUCAAAUGCGCGAUUUUAGUGAUGCAAAUUGGAGACGUAAAGGAAAACCAUUACGGAAUGCACCAGGUCCGAAUAAAGUACCAAGUUCAAAGAUUUCCGGUACAAUAAUGGUUGAUGAAGAUGGUAAACCCGUUUUUCAAAUUGGUGCCGCAGGAGGUGGUAAAAUUUUAAGUGCAAUUGUUAAUACAUUGUAUAAUUAUUUUGUAUUGAAUUAUUCAUUGGAGAAGGCUGUACAAACGUGCCGAUUUAUGCCUAAAUUUAAUUAUCAUAAGAAUCAUGUUACAUAUAUGUAUGAAUGUAUGCGCGAGGAAGAUGUUGCAAAUCAAUUACGCGCAAAAGGUGUUGAUUUCCAGUUAGUUGUUGAGUCUGGAUAUUCAGCAGCAACUGCAUUAUCACAAAUUCGUUCAAAAUCAGAAGCUGCAUACGAUAAACGUCGAGGUGGUAAAGCAUUAUUAAGUUAACCACUUUAAACGUAUUUAUUUCUAAGUAGGGAAGGUGGUGAUAUCCAUUUGAUCUCAAUCAAACGAAAUUUUUCAUUCAAAUUUAUUUGUGGUUGAUCAAUGAACUAUUAACAAAAUAGUCUGAUGGGUAAUCGACUAACUUUAAAGUUUAGGUUCUAAUAAACAUUUUAUCCUUUACUUAACUUGCAAUUUAAGAGAUGUGUUGCCACGAUCGA
Chrysoperla carnea is the source of this 1939-nucleotide messenger RNA. Its product is annotated as glutathione hydrolase 1 proenzyme-like. Gene Ontology annotation, molecular function: glutathione gamma-glutamate hydrolase. The record is from RefSeq and is a predicted model, not a curated record. Gene Ontology annotation, cellular component: plasma membrane. The transcript has 2 exons. The coding region runs from base 51 to 1724 and encodes 557 amino acids. Gene Ontology annotation, biological process: glutathione catabolic process. NCBI's taxonomy places the organism in Eukaryota, Metazoa, Arthropoda, Insecta, Neuroptera, Chrysopidae.